Messenger RNA from Coregonus clupeaformis (lake whitefish), 711 nucleotides. RefSeq names its product pyrin-like. The transcript has a single exon. The record is from RefSeq and is a predicted model, not a curated record. Bases 1 to 711 code for a protein of 236 amino acids. Lineage: Eukaryota; Metazoa; Chordata; Actinopteri; Salmoniformes; Salmonidae. Gene Ontology annotation, molecular function: protein binding.
AUGUGCACCCCUCCACCCACCAAGGACUGGUCUGAGAUCAGUGUUCACAGUGAUCUGUUUGUGGGGACUGUGAGGAGAGCUGUGUCUCAGCUGGAGGAGACACUGAAUAAAGAGAUGGAGAAGCUGCCUGAAGUCAAACUGAAGAGGAUUCAGCAGUAUGCAGUGGAUGUGACUCUGGAUCCUGAUACAGCAAACCCCUGGCUCAUCCUGUCUGAAGAUGGGAAACAAGUGAGAUAUGGAGACACACUUCACAAUCUUCCUGAUAAUCCAAAAAGGUUUGCUUGGCAUUACGUUGUGCUUGGAAAGGAUGGCUUCUCCUCAGGGAGAUUUUACUAUGAGGUGAAGGUUAAGGGGAAGACUAGGUGGACUUUAGGAGUGGCCAGAGAGUCCAUAGACAGGAAGGGGAAAAUUACACUUAGCCCAGAAGAUGGACUCUGUGUUGUGUACCUAAGGAAUGUGAAUGUGUAUAAAGCCAGUAACCCCCCCCCUGUCCUCCUCUCCCUGAGAGAGAAGCCCCAGAAGGUGGGGGUGUUUGUGGACUAUGAGGAGGGUCAGGUCUCCUUUUAUGAUGUGGAGGCCAGGUCUCAUAUCUACUCUUUCACUGACUGCAACUUUACAGAGAAACUCUAUCCAUACUUCAACCCUGGUGUUAAUGCUGGUGGUAAAAACUCAGCUCCUCUCAUUAUCUCUCCUGUCAAUCACACACACUGA